Molecule: messenger RNA, 4246 nt
Organism: Rotaria sp. Silwood2
Lineage: Eukaryota; Metazoa; Rotifera; Eurotatoria; Philodinida; Philodinidae
Source: the annotation of a GenBank genome assembly
AUGUCUAUGAUCGAUGCUCUUACUCAUAUUCAAGAAUAUUUUACUGUUGGAUUGGGUGUGCUUCUUGUUGUCGGUGUUAUUGGUAAUAUUCUAAAUUGUGUCGUAUUUCUUCGAAAACGAUUACGCUAUAAUUCAUGUUCAAUUUUCUUUGCUACUGCUUCAGUUGCUAAUGGAGCAGUUAUGACUUAUUAUACUAUUCCAAGAAUUCAUUCCGUUUACAAUUCACCACCAGAAAAUGGAAAUCUUGUCUAUUGUAAACUUCAUUUAUAUAUUCGAAAUUAUAUAUUAUUUAUAUCAAGAGGGUGUGGGUGUGAACGUGCUUUGUCUUUCUGUAAACAACAUCCACACCCACACCUCUUACUCGCCUAAAUGCGCAAUUAAUUUCCUGCGGAAUGUGAAAAACUGACAGACAACAGCAAAUAAUGCAUUAAUCAUCGACUACUACCAUGGUGCAAUAACACAUAUCUUUCCUCUCGCUUUCUUUUCUCUUUUUCUCUUUGUUAACUUUAAACGCACGUAACACUUUCAUCCGAAGAAUGGCUAUGCAAGCAUCGAGCAGCAGCAGCAAAGCAACCGACGACUGUUCCAUUUGCCUCGCCUCGAUGCAUGGGAGCUCUGCAGUGCUUACCACUGCAUGCAAUCAUCGAUUUCACUUUAGUUGUCUGCAUAAAAAGCUACAAGCAUCGUUGAGCAAAGAGUGUCCGGUAUGUCGCGCGGCACUUGACUCGCUCAUGAAUGUACUGCAAUGUAGCGCUGAACAACAGCAAUCACAACAGCAGCGACCAACAUACGUGUCUAAAAUUCGACCGAGACCCUCAUACCAACCAAUACAAUCAGAGCAAUACUCUCAGUUCGAGCAGCAUCGAAGCGUGAGUUGCAUAACUAUAAUGUGACUAGAGCAGCCUGAAAUACAAAUGACUACGAGUAUAGGAGAUAUAGGUGAACCUGCCGAGCAUACGAUCAUUGAAGCUAUGCUUUUUAUGUCAACCAGAAUUAGAUCAUUCAGAGAUCUUUAGCAUUUAAAAAUUUGAAGAAAAACGACUAACUCACUAUAGCGUGUAUAAUCGGAUUGUUUAGAUUUUUAUUUGCUAAACAAAACUUUAAUCCAUAAAACCUAAUUAUACUCUGGAUUUCAUUUCAAAAUAAUCUGAUUAUGAUCCAACAUUUUUCAGGGCAAAGUUGAAAGUGCUUUUGAAUUUAUUAUUCAAAACAUAUUGCUAAAUUAUUAUUUUCAUAAUGGGAGACCGAUAUAAAAAAAAUUUAGUGAAUAGUAGAAACUAUCAACGUGCUCGAAUGAGAGCAGUCUUAACAGGAAGAAAAAAGUUAAGCGUUUCCUAAAUGAUUGCCUGUUUUUUACUAGCAGUGAAAAAAGUCAUUCUGUUUCAUUGUUCAAAAACGGUGUUCUUUUAUGUUGUAUGAACUGGGAUCGAGUGAAUUCUUUCCUAGAAAAUAAUUGAAGAGUGCGUGCUGCCAAUUGCAAUAUGAAAGAAACGUGCUCUUGCUAUUAAGACAUAAACUCAUGUUCCAUUUUUUUCACGGAAGACAAUUUAACUAUUUUCUGCUCGAUAUUGUAAUUGCCCAUGAAAAAAAACGCCUUCGUAGCACGUUUUUAGCAUGCUUCGUAUAAAUUAUCAUAAGAAGAAAAUAAAUUAAGCGUUGACGAUAUAGUUUUGAAUACAUUCUUAGAUUUAAAUCAAUAAAAUUUAUGUUUUAAAAAAUCAUAAUAGGAUCAUUGGGUAAUAAAUUUAAUAUGUCUUCAAAUUAAAUUAUUUUUAUUUUUCACGAUAAGAAGGGGUUUACAGUAUAAUGAUGUUAAAUAGAUGAAAUAACUUGUUACAAUAGCACGCUUAUCAACUAUAAAAACUAUUAUAGUCUUGAUUUAUUUAAUUAUGUUGAGUUUUUAUAAAAUAAAUUAUUUUAACGUCUAUUAAAGUAUUCUUUAAAAUUAUAGCAGUCGGAGUUUGUGAGUUUCACAUUUUAGCCCCUUUAGGGAUCGUAUUGACAAAUUUUUUUAUUCAACGACGCAUUUUAUCCGUUCUUUUUUUAUCCUUUUCUUCUAUGGGUGACUCUAGCACGUAUGUCUGAUAUCUGACACCGUAAGACAUUUUUUAACAGGAGUUUUUGAUCAUUCUUUCAGAUUGAUUUUCAAUCUGUACGUAUCCCACUUUGGAAUUUGCUGAGUGAAUGCGAAAAUCAAACAAAUCGGAGAUCAUCGAAUGAGUAGCCUUCAUGUAGUUUGGUGGCUGCAUUGUGGAAUGACUCAUUUUCUAUUCAGAGUAGAUGUGCGAGAUUUUCCCCUGUUCACUAUCGUACGACUUGUCUAUAUAGUUGUUGUUAUGUUCAUGUGCAAUGGAUGUCACUGGGCAUUCUGCUCUGUCCCUCAUGUCAUUUUCCGGGUAAAUUAGAGAGGAUGCCCAAUUUCUUUUUUUAUGGGAUUGAACAAAUACUUCAACUAAAUGUUGCUUUAUUAAUAGGAAUCUUGCUUCAACGAAGACCUUGUUGACGAGACAGCUGUUCAAGCUCUCUCAGCUCGCGUUACCGCUGCUCGUAAAGCCGCUUUGAAUGACACCCAGCGCACACUCAUUACUGCCACUACGACACUUGAAUUCGGCGGUGUACCCUCUGACCAAGAGUCUAAUAUCUACGGUUUGGUGACACUCAAUGCUCCAUCACUUACUACCAUUACUGGAAACAAUGAGCAACAGCUAAUGCGUGUGCCUAUCGAUCUUGUAUGUGUUGUUGACCAAAGUGGUUCGAUGGCAGGCGAGAAAAUAGAAUUGCUGAAGCAGACACUUGCCUAUAUCAUUGAUCAAUUAACACCUUUAGAUCGAAUGGCUGUUGUUUCAUUUGACGAUCAAGCAUUUGAUAGGUCACAUGGACUUAAGCUGAUGACUCGAGAAAAGUAAGCUUUUUUCUUCUACCUUGACUAAAAGUUUUGAAAACAAAGUUAUACCAGUACUAGGCUUUUGAAAACAAAUUUUGUAUUUUAGUCGCAACAAAAAAGUCUGGCAAUGAAGGGCAACAUGCUUACAUUUUUAUGCGAUUUUCUACACACAUGUCAAAGUUUUGAUUAGUUUGUCAGAUUUAAUUGUUUCAUUUGAAGUGGAAAAAAUCGAGUUAUGAGCAUUGAAAAACUCUUAAGACCGAAAUAAAAAAGUUCACAAUAACUUGUCCUCUUUUUCCUUCAAGUUAGAGAGCGGCGACUGCACAAAAACCGUUCUGUACAGAAAAUAAAUACUGUGUACAGGAUUUUAGCGAAGCCAAUGUUGUAUUGACCUCGAACGAGACGAUCUGUGUAUAUUUGUAUCUAGGCAGAAAAUACUCAAGAGAACCAUUAACGACGAACUCAAUGAUGCGGGUGGAACAUUUAUUGGAAGUGGCCUAGCGAUGGGAAUUAAUUUAUUGACUAGUCGACGAUCACAGAAUCCUCUUGGAGCUAUACUUCUGCUUACCGAUGGCCAAGACAACAAUCCACAAGACUAUUCAAGUCUCAUGGCAACUCUGCCACAAGGCAUAUCGUGUCACACAUUUGGUUAUGGUCCUGAUCACACCGCAGCAUUACUGGUGCAGAUUGCCGAGCAGGGCAAUGCUGGCACCUUCACCUACAUUGUGAGUCUUUUCACUUUUUAAAAAUAGGAAAACAUUUCUGCCGAGACAACAUAACGUUCUUCGGAGGAACAGUAUAUAUGAUUGUGCUUAAUACAUUAUCUCUAGGACGAGACUCACGCAAUCGGUCCAGCAUUUGCGACUGCACUUGCUGGGUUGUUUACGUGUGUGGCUCAGCAGAUACGUGUCAAAAUUGAAUUUCAAGAUGGCUACUCAGUUACUCAUGCUCAUUCAGCGUAUAAGUACGAACCCGCCCAGCUGCCGUCUCGUUCGAUCACAUUCAAACUUAACGAUCUCAAUGCUGACGAAAAGCGCAAUCUUGUUUUUCAAAUGCACGUAUCCAAAGUGAGGUUGACAAGGGAGAACAUCUUACCUAGCCCGCGAGAGACGAACUCAUCUCAAAGUGAAAGUGAACAACACGUGAUCGGUAUGAUAUAAAAUAUGUUCAAAGCCAUGUUUCGAAUAAUCUUCUUGAAAAAGAAUUGUGUUCAUGCGAAAUUUCAAGAAACAAUACUAUUCUUUUUCUCUUCUCUAGGGCAUGUAACGGUUCAGUACAUUGAUGCGAGCAAUGGUAGUUCCAUCAUAACAAACAAAGUACCGUUUCAUCUUGUUCGUCAAGCUCAAAUCGAUGCUGCGGUGU